Molecule: messenger RNA, 3851 nt
Organism: Mauremys mutica (yellowpond turtle)
Lineage: Eukaryota; Metazoa; Chordata; Testudines; Geoemydidae
Gene: ELN
Product: elastin
Exons: 36
Coding region: 61-2799 (912 amino acids)
Molecular function (GO): extracellular matrix structural constituent
Source: RefSeq, a predicted model, not a curated record
AAAGCAGCAAGAGAGAGAAAUUAAAAAGGGAAAAAAGCCCAAUAGCCUGGAGAGGCUUGUAUGUUUGCCCUUUGUAAUGACGUAGUGUCCUGUGCCUCUCCCCUCAUUCCCUUCCCCUCCCUUCGGCCAGCCCCCACCCCUCGCCCCUCACAGCCUUGGAAGCCACAGUUAAGCGGCUCUGGGAUAAAACACACUGGCUGCAGGAGGACUGGGGCAUUGCUUCAAGAGAUGGCAAGGCAGCUGGCUGCAUCCCUCCUUCCCGGAGUCCUCCUCCUCCUCGCCAUCCUCCCGACUUCUCGGCAAGGAGGGGUGCCUGGUGCUGGCGGGGGAGUUCCGGCUCUAGGAUAUUACCCAGGAGCUGCUGGGGUUGGAGGCCUGGGAGCAGGAGGCCUAGGGGCUGGAGCUGGACUCGGGGGUGCAGGGUUCGGUGUUGGCGCGAAACCUCCCAAGCCAGGCCUCGGGGGACUCGGCACACUUGGCCUGCAGCCAGGUGGUGUCGUCCAGCCAGGUUUCUACCCGGGCGGCCUCUACCCGGGCGGCCUCUACCCAGGGGCUGGGCUGGGAGCCUAUAAAGCUGCUGCCAAAGCUGGUGCUGGUGUGGGCGGAGUGGGCGGAGUCGGCGGUGUGGGUGGACCCGGCGGUGUCGGGGUCUCCACAGGUGCUGUAGUGCCCCAGACUGGGGUGCAGCCAGGAGUAGGUGCUGGAGGGAAACCUGCCAAGAUACCAGGUGUUGGCAUUCCAGGUGUGUUCCCGGGCGGCGUGCUCCCAGGAACAGGGGUCCGUUACCCUGGCAUAGGCGUCCUGCCUGGUGUGCCCACUGGGACUGGAGUCAAGGCAAAAGCCCCAGGUGCAGCAGGAGCCCUUGCAGGAAUUCCCGGAUUUGGAGGCUUCGGGGGCCAGCAGCCCGGCGUCCCUCUGGGAUAUCCCAUCAAAGCCCCCAAGCUCCCAGGUGGCUAUGGGCUGCCCUACAGCACUGGAAAGCUGCCUUACGGGUACGGACCAGGCGGGCUAGGUGCCGGUGCUGCCGGAAAGGCAGGAUACCCCACAGGGACAGGAGUUGGAGCUCAGGUAGCAGCAGCUAAAGCAGCAGCUAAAUAUGGUGCUGGCGUCGUGCCUGGUGCUGCUGGCAUCCCUGGAAUCGGAGGCCUCGGAGGCCUGGUGCCCGGAGUUGGGGGUCUCCCUGGAGUUGCAGGUGUCCCAGGGGUUGCAGGAGCUGGAAGCCCAGCGGCAGCAGCGGCAGCAGCAGCAGCAAAAGCAGCCAAGUACGGCGCGGCUGGUGUUGGAGGCCUGGUGCCCGGUGUUGGUGGUGUCCCUGGCGUGGUGCCCGGUGUCGGCGGUAUCCCUGGUGUCGGCGGUGUCCCUGGCGUGGUGCCUGGUGUCGGCGGUGUCCCAGGAGUUGGAGCUGGAAUACCAGCGGGAGCGGCAGCAGCAGCAGCAGCAGCAGCAGCAAAAGCCGCCAAGUACGGCGCGGCUGGUGUUGGAGGCCUGGUGCCCGGUGUUGGUGGGGUCCCUGGCGUGGUGCCCGGUGUCGGCGGUAUCCCUGGUGUCGGCGGUGUCCCUGGCGUGGUUCCCGGUGUCGGCGGUGUCCCAGGAGUUGGAGCUGGAAUACCAGCGGGAGCGGCAGCAGCAGCAGCAGCAGCAAAAGCCGCCAAGUACGGCGCGGCUGGUGUUGGAGGCCUGGUGCCCGGUGUUGGUGGUGUCCCUGGCGUGGUGCCCGGUGUCGGCGGUAUCCCUGGUGUCGGCGGUGUCCCUGGCGUGGUGCCUGGUGUCGGCGGUGUCCCAGGAGUUGGAGCUGGAAUACCAGCGGGAGCGGCAGCAGCAGCAGCAGCAAAAGCCGCCAAGUACGGCGCGGCUGGUGUUGGAGGCCUGGUGCCCGGUGUUGGUGGUUUCCCUGGCGUGGUGCCCGGUGUCGGCGGUAUCCCUGGUGUCGGCGGUGUCCCUGGCGUGGUGCCCGGUGUCGGCGGUGUCCCAGGAGUUGGAGCUGUAAGCCCGGCAGCAGUGGCAGCAGCGAAAGCAGCAGCGAAAGCAGCAGCAUACGGGGCUGGACGCGUACCAGGUGUGGCACCCGGAGUUGGAGGCUUGGUGCCUGGUGUUGGUGGAGCCCUGGUGCCCGGCAUUGGAGGAGUCGUCAGUCCGGCAGCAGCAGCCAAAGCAGCGGCUAAAGCAGCCAAGUACGGAGCUGGCGGGGUCGGAGGCCUGGUGCCCGGUGGAGUCGGAGGCCUGGUGCCCGGUGGAGUCGGAGGUCUGGUGCCCGGUGGAGUCGGAGGCCUGGUGCCCGGUGGAGUUGGAGGCCUGGUGCCCGGUGGAGUCGGAGGCAUCCCAGGACUCAGUCCCGCAGCAGCUAAAGCAGCUGCCAAAGCAGCCAAGUACGGUGCUGGCGUCGCACCUGGAGUCGGCGGGGUGCCAGGCUUAGUGCCUGGGGCCGGCGGGCUGCCAGUCGCAACGCCGGGGGCUGGCGGGCUGCCAGUUGUAACGCCGGGCGCUGGGGGAGUGCCAGUCUUUGUGCCUGGUGCAGGAAGAGUGCCAGGCACGGGCAUUAUACCUGGAGUAGGGAUUCCCCAGCUGGGCGUGCAGCCGGGCGCCAAGCCUCCAAAGUACGGGUUCGGUGUUGGGGGCCUGCAGCCAGGGGCUGGAGUUCCUGGCUUCGGUUUGUCUCCCAUUUACCCAGGUGGACUCGCUGGCCAGCUGGGAUACGGUGGAAAACCUCUCAAGACCUAUGGUGGGGCCCUGGGAGCCCUGGGAUACAGAGGUGGCGUGGGCUGUGCGCAGGGGAAGUACUGUGGCAGGAAGCGGAAGUAACCCAGCCAGGCUGCUACCAUUAACCUCAUGAACUUUGGUGCUACUGCAUGGUCUAGAAUGUAAACCCUGAGUAAAGCAGUGAUCCCGCCCCCCUCCCCCGCUCCCCCCGCCGGCCCCCCGGAGGGAAUUUCACAGCCCCUGAUGCCCCCUUCACUCCGGCCCGGGGGUCCCCGCCCUCUCUCCAGCGGGAAGCACAGAACAAACUGCGGGAAACGCCAUUCCCACUGGUGCUAAAGCUCCCUGCGGGGAGAGCCGGGCAGGCCUCCAUGGGGCAGGGGCUUCUCUGGGCAGGGCCCCUCCCCAGGGGCCCUGGCGGGGAGGAGAUGGGGGCUGGUUUCCAAGAGACCAGCGAGGGGCUGGGCUCCACCUGCCGCCAGCACAUGGGCGAAUGGCCCAUCAGCAGCGCCCGGCUCCAGCACAUCCUAGCUGCUCCCAAGACUCCGUCCAGCUGGCAUUCGUGCCACGUGCCAGGGACUGCUUAGCAGCUAGCCAGCCUUGAUCCCCCAUCCUUGUGUCUGUCAGCCCCAUCCGUGCCUGCCCGCCCCAGGGCCCACGCUGCAGGGUGCCACGGGAUGGGGUUUGUGGGCUCCAUGCAGGCGGGCAGGGGAAUGCCUCCUGCUCAGACACUCAUGCCAGUGGGGCCAGUAGGGGCUCGUGGGUGGGUUAAAUUCACCCAGAGUUCUUUGCAGCAGGGCCAUCUGAUUGGCUGAUCUGUCCUCGCGCUGGAGGACACGGCCCUCCCGGUGCGUGGGGAGGGGCUGGCACUAUCAGCAGAGCCAAGUCACUAACACUGAUGGGAUUAGCCAUGCGCCCGCCCUCACUCAGCAGUACUGUACGGGCAGCCAGCGCCAGCCCAGCCCUGCCGUGUCUCCGAGGCCCCGCUGGGACCUGCCCUUCCUCUUGCCCUGGAUGCCCGUGUGUUCCUGAGAGCCGUGGGCCAGAAGGACUCGCCCCUCUCCAUGUUACUCACUUGGUAUAGCUCGGGUGGGACAUGUUAUAAAGAGGGAAAGUAACUGCUUCCAAACGACUAAUAAACAAUGACUUCUAAACCA